Molecule: messenger RNA, 501 nt
Organism: Spirodela intermedia
Lineage: Eukaryota; Viridiplantae; Streptophyta; Magnoliopsida; Alismatales; Araceae
Source: the annotation of a GenBank genome assembly
AUGGAGGCGAAGAUGUUCUCGCCGCCGCACAGCCGUUCCCUCAGAGCUCGAGCGCCACCGUCGCGGCCGCGCGCCGUGUCCCUCCGAUGGCUGCGAGUCAGCGCUACAACCGGUGACGGUCCCCUGGAGGAGGAGGACGGCGGCGUCUCGGAGGGGAAAUCGGCGGCGGCGCCGCGGGCGCCACCAGGGACGCUGAAGAUCCGGUACCGGUCCAUAUCGCGGAAGCAGGCGAGGAAGCGGGAGGAGGAGGAGAGCGCGGCCGCGGCGGCGCCCCCGCCCAAGCCGCCGGCGAAAGCCUGGGAGGAGAUGACUGUGGGGGAGAAGGCGGUGGAGCUGUACGUUGGUGAGAAGGGGCUGCUCUUCUGGCUCAACAAGUUCGCCUACGCCUCCAUCUUCAUCGUCAUCGGAGGUUGGAUCCUCUUCCGGUUCGUCGGCCCCUCCCUCGGCUUCUACCAGCUCGACGCCGCCCCCCUCUCCCCCUCUUCCUUGCUCAAAGGAUAA